AAAGGGAGAGGAGAGGAGAGGGGAUUCUACUCUCGAAUUCUCGAUUCUUAGGCCACCCAUUUACAAUAUAAGAAGGAUUUUCCUUUUGUUCUUACCAAUUUCAACCAUUUAUUCUUUUUGUUCUAUUUGUGACUUGGCUCCAUUUCUCCUGAGAGAGAAGAGAGAAAGAGAAAUGGAUAGAUGUAGAGAGAUAUAGGCAAAAAGGAGAGCUGGAUAUUUACAUAUGCCUUGCCGUUGUUGCGAUGCCUUCUCCAUUCUCCAUUCAAUUUUACAUUACCAAACCCCAUUAUUUAAUAUUCUACUAUGUGUUCCAUUAUCUGAGUUUUCAUGGGUUGAAUUAAAGAAAUCAAAAGAUGGGCAGCCUUGGUGAUGAUGAUGAUGAUGAAGAUUCUGGAUUUUUUGAUGCCUAUGAACAUAUUGUUUCAACUCCUGAAUCUCCAAGUUCUUGCCUUUCCGAACAUGAUGUGUGGAUUCAAGCCCCACAAAGUGUUGAAGAGCGGCGAUCUAAAUUCUUGAAUUGGAUGGGGUUGAACUCCAAUACAGAUGGGGUUGAGAUAGUUUUGGAAAUUUCAAAAGAUGAAUCCUCUGUAAGUUCUUCAGAUUUAUGUCAAGAAUCUGUUUCAAAUAUUUCUAGGAAGAUCAAUUCAAGCAUUGUUGUAUUAGAACAAAAAAGUAAACGAAAUGUACUACACGUUCGAGAUUUUCCUCGAUUAACAUCGUUAAAUCAACAACCGAAGCAGAAAGACAAUAAUGUCAAUAUAAGAGAAGUUGUGAAUAGAGUUAAAGAACGAUGGCUGAGUAAAUUACGCUCUGCUACUUGUUCUUUAGAUAGGAACGGGGUGUCUGAUCGUUUGAAUCCAAACUAUUCUAAGAUUCAGAGGAUUCAAGUACAACAACAUAAAAAGCAAUCUAAAGAACUAUCGGCUCUUUAUAUUGGACAAGAGAUUGAGGCACACGACGGUUCAAUUCUGACAAUGAAAUUUAGUCUAGGCGGAGAAUAUCUCGCAACUGCGGGUGAAGAUGGAGUUGUAUGCAUUUGGCAAGUGGUGGAAGAUGUAAGGUCAAACGAGACAGACAUUCCCAAUAUUGAUUCGUCUUGUAUGUAUUUCACAGUGAAUCGUCUUUCUCAACUUGUUCCAAUCGUGGUUCAAAAAGAGAAAAUGAGAAAAAUGAAGAGCCCGUGUGUGAUCUUCCCUCCAAAGGUAUUCAGGAUUUUGGAGAAACCGUUGCAUCGGUUUCAUGGACAUGUUGACGAUAUUCUAGAUCUGGCUUGGUCCAAGAAUAAUUGUUUACUGUCCUCUUCAGUUGAUAAAACUGUCCGUCUGUGGAAAGUGGGCAGCGAUGAAUGUCUUAAGGUGUUUCCACAUGGAAAUUACGUGACUUGCGUCCAGUUUAAUCCUGUGAGUGAUGAUUACUUCAUUAGUGGUUCGAUAGAUGGAAAAAUCCGUGUUUGGGAAGUUGCAAGUUGUCAUGUUGUUGAUUGGACAGAUACGAGAGAUAUCGUCACUGCUGUGUGUUUUCAGCCAGAUGGGCAAGGUGCUAUUGUGGGCUCUAUUACUGGAAUCUGUCGCUUUUACGACAUUUCAGUUGUCGAAAAUCAGUUUCAACUGAAAAGCAUCAUAUUCUUGGACAGUAAAAAGAAGGCAUCAAACAAAAGGAUAACUGGCUUUCAGCUAUUCCCACGAGACCAGACUAAAGUAAUGGUCACUUGCACAGACUCACAAGUCAGAAUCCUCGACGAAAAUGGCGUGAUUGGAAAAUACAAAGGUGUUCAAAGCCAAAUCUCGGCUUCUUUUGCAUCGGAUGGAAUGCAUAUGCUGUCCACGUGUGAGGACUCUAAUGUAUACCUAUGGAAUUGCAUGAACGAGGACGAGUCGGAAACAGUUGUAUGUUCAUGGGAAAGAUUUUCGAGCAAUGCAUCAGUUGCUUUACCUUGGCUAGGGUUGAAACAAGAACCCGAGAAUAUCAGAAAAGGUUGUAAAAUCUCCUUUCCUUCACCAGCAUCUUUCUCUUUGAGCCCAGAAUUUGUUUUGGAAUCUUUUACAAAGGGUUCUGCAACUUGGCCCGAAGAGAAGCUGGUAUAUUCAAGUCCACGAGCUUCAGCAUCAUCUUUGCAAAAAUCUCAGUACAAUUUUCUCAAAACUUCUUGUCAGAGCACUUCUAAUACUCAUCAUGCUUGGGGUCUAGUUAUUGUAACUGCAGGCUGGGAUGGCUGUAUUCGGUCCUUCUUCAAUUAUGGAUUACCAGUACCACAAUGAAAUUAAGUUUUAAGCUGUGAAAAUCCAAUUCAUAUUUCUAUAACGAUAUAUCUGGCUGAGAUGAGAGCGGCAUUUCUCUAAAAUCUGAAGAGAAACAAAUAAAAGAAAGGAAAUGGCAUAACAGAGGAAAGGAAAUCGAAAAGAAGAGCAGAGGAAACUUCUAUCAUGAUCCACCCACUAAGAAUGACAUGAAUAGAGCCUGUAUAUUCCUGCCCAAGCAGCCAUGGAAGCUGUCGAAACCAUUCUAAGGUGAAAAUUGGAACCAUGAGGACAAGAUGGAAAACUCUAAGAAACGUCAAGCCAAGGGUGAAAGAGAAGAAGCGACAGAACAACACCCUAACGUUGGGGAUGUCAUUGAUAUAAAACGGGGUAUAACUGAUUUAACUUUUAACGUGUAUAAAACUCUUAUUAUGGAAAUUAGUAAGUGACUUUUGUUGAUGUAGUAGGAUUAGAGUGAGUUUGGAGUUAAGCUAUUGUUUCUGUUCAGCA
Impatiens glandulifera is the source of this 2747-nucleotide messenger RNA. Its product is annotated as WD repeat-containing protein 44-like. Lineage: Eukaryota; Viridiplantae; Streptophyta; Magnoliopsida; Ericales; Balsaminaceae. The record is from RefSeq and is a predicted model, not a curated record. The coding region runs from base 354 to 2258 and encodes 634 amino acids. Gene Ontology annotation, molecular function: protein binding. The transcript has 8 exons.